Molecule: messenger RNA, 1470 nt
Organism: Dendrobium catenatum
Lineage: Eukaryota; Viridiplantae; Streptophyta; Magnoliopsida; Asparagales; Orchidaceae
Product: basic leucine zipper 19
Exons: 2
Coding region: 395-1216 (273 amino acids)
Biological process (GO): regulation of transcription by RNA polymerase II; DNA-templated transcription
Molecular function (GO): RNA polymerase II cis-regulatory region sequence-specific DNA binding; DNA-binding transcription factor activity, RNA polymerase II-specific
Source: RefSeq, a predicted model, not a curated record
AUAUCCUCUCUCUCUCUCUCUCUCUCUAGAUUGUUUUUGCCUUUUUGUCCGCGCGAUCUCUGCUUCCAUUGCAGCAGAGAGACCAUCGAGUUUCUUCAUUGAUUUUGCUUAUAGGAUGUCUAUCCGAGCACUCUUGAUUUCGCGGGGUCUCCUCGCUCAAUAGGCGGUGGAAACUCCUAGGUAGCCCCUCCCGUCCAACCAUCGAGCUUCUCCAUUGAUUUUAUUUCAAAUUUCUUAAAUUUUAAGGUAUUCGCCCAUCAGUGAUUGAAUAUGUCGCUAUUCUCUUUCAUAUCGUGAUCAAGCCUGUAAAUUUGGCUUUGCUAGCGCAGGAUUCCGGAUUUUUUGGGGCUCUGGUGCCUGUGUAGAUUUAGGUUUCUUUUUUCACAUCGUGCUCAUGGAUGACCCCGACUUAGACUUCUCGAAUCCGGAAGUCUUUUCGGGCCCUAAUGCAGGGGAGGAGCUACCGAGCAGCUGUUCAAUGGAUAGUUUCUUUGACGAGAUACUCAAAGAUACCCAACAUCACUCUUGUACUCACACUCACACAUGCAAUCCUCCUGGACCUGAUCUAUCUCACACCCACACCUGCUUCCAUGUCCACACUAAGAUUCUUUCUGCUCCAGCUGAUGAAACAGCUGAGUCUGCUGAGAAGGGCUCAACCAAGAAACGAUCUUGUGGCAACAGGGAGGCGGUUAGGAAGUACAGGGAGAAGAAGAAGGCUCGAGCCGCAUCUCUAGAAGACGAAGUUGUCCAAUUGAGGGAAGUCAAUCAACAAUUGAUGAAGAAGCUGCAGGGGCAAGCUGCUUUGGAAGCUGAGCUUGCAAGGCUUCGCUGCUUGCUUGUUGAUAUAAGGGGGAGAAUAGAGGGAGAGAUUGGAUCUUUUCCUUAUCUGAAGCCAAUGAAAGUGGGAGGAGACUCGAUUUCACAGAUGGCACAACCGAACUUUAUGAAUGGCGCCCAUGUUCAGAAUCCUUGUGAUUUCAGAUGUGAUGAUCAGGCUUAUUGCUUUCACCCUGUGAUGCAGGGGAAGAGUGGGGCUGAAGCUAGUUUAAUGCACCAGGCGCAUGGAGGCUGUGAGAUUGGAAACAUUCAGUGCAUGGGGAGCUCCAGUACUGGGUCUAAGGAGGUCUUGGGAUGCGGUGGAGGGAAUGCGAUUAAUACUGGCUGCUCGAGGCAGGCCGAUAAUUUAAAAGGAGCUCGGGCUGCGCUGGAAGGUUAAAGUACUUUUUGCUAGAGAGAAAUAUUUGGGUUCAGAUGAUCAGGUUGAAGAUUGUAGAGUUUACUGGUUUUUCUGAUCUUCUAUUUGCAUUGCAAACAAUCUAUAAUUCGUGCUGGACUGGAAGAAUCUCAUAUUCUUGUUUGUUCCUCUCAACCUGUAACUCAUAUGCAGCUGAAGCUGUGAUGGACGAACAAUAGCUACUGGUAAAACCGUGAUUUAAGUUUAUAUUUUAUUUUCCCCUAUUUUUAGAAUAA